AUGCCUCCUAAGGGAAAGAAGGGCGGCGGAAAGGACGGUAAGGAGGCGGAGAGAGAAGAGCCAUUGCAAGCUGUUGUGUUUGCAGACUCCUUCGAGACUCGAUUCCUUCCUUACACUCUAGAAUACCCGAGAUGCCUGCUCAAAUUGGCGAACACGCCACUCAUCGAGUACACCCUCGAGUUUCUCGCGAGUGCGGGCGUUGAGGAGGUGUAUUUAUACUGCGGAAAUCACACCGACGCGGUCGAAGAAUAUCUUCAGCAGUCCAAGUGGACGCAAAAGACGUCGCCAUUCACACUCGAAGUCAUCCGGUCGAGCUCGAGAUCUGUCGGAGACUGUAUGCGCGACAUGAUGGCCAAAGAAUACAUUGUUGGGGACUUCAUCUGUGUCUAUGGCGAUGUCGUGGCGAACAUCUCUCUCGAAACUGCCCUGGCUGCUCAUCGCGCUCGUGUCGCCAAGGACAAGAAGUGCAUUAUGACAAUGGUGCUGCGGGAAGCUGGCCAACUUCACAGGACGAAGUCUUCCCAUACGCAAUCCAUCUUCGUCAUCGACGAGGUUAAGGAUCGGUGUGUGCACUACGAGCAGGUCCGACCCGGCCAGACUGUAGCCCUUGAGAUUCCACCCGAGGCGCUAAAGGAGCACAUCGAGCUCGACGUUCGAGGGGAUCUCAUUGACUGCGGCAUCGAUAUUUGCACGCCCGAAGUAUUGGCGCAGUAUACCGACAACUUCGAUUGGCAGCUUCCUCGCCGCGGUUUCCUCUAUGGCGUGCUCAAGGACUACGAAACUUUCCAACUCACUGUGCACACGCACAUUGUCACAGAGGGUUAUGCAGCCCGAGUCAAGAACCUGCAAGCUUACGAUGCGAUCAGCAAGGACGUGAUCUCGAGAUGGACAUACCCGCUUUGUCCAGACAUGAAUCUGUUGGCAGAUCAGUCCUUCCAGUUGAGGAAACGCAAUGUCUAUCGGGAGGAUCACGUCAAGUUGGCGCGCUCGAGUAUCGUGGACCGUAACGCUGUCAUUGGAAAGGACACAACGAUUGGCGAACUUGCGACCAUUACGRACAGCGUCAUCGGUAGACGGUGUGUCAUCGGGAAUAGAGUMAAGAUUGACGGCGCUUACAUUUGGGAUGACACCCACGUCGGAGACGAUUCGAUCAUCGAAACGGCCAUCAUUGCAGAUAAGGUCUCCAUUGGCAAGAACUGCAAGAUUGAGCGCGGUGCGCUGAUCUCUUAUGGCGUCAAAUUUGCCGACAACAUCAUCGUCCCUGGAAACCGUCGAAUCUCCAAAUUGAAGCGGAAGCGUGGAUAUGAGGCGGACGAGGUCAUUCAGGUGCCUGCAGAUCCGAAGAUCGUUGGUGAGGGAGGAUCUGGGUAUGCGAUGGAGCCGGACGAGGAUGAGGAAGAUGAUGCCGAAUCACUACUAUGUCAGGUGGAGAACAUUAACCUCGAGGCAGACGACAUCUCAUCUUUCGACUCGGAGUCGGAAGAGGAAGACUACACCCAUGAUAAUCAACGCGAGUCGGGACGCAGUGAUAGCUUCGCUUCUAUCGAUUCGGAUGAACAUAGCGGAGCCAGACAGCAGGCCGCCGACUUUCAUCUCGAUGCCGUGACCUCUUUGCACGACGACAUGGCGAAGGGGAACGAGCCGGAAAACAUCCAGCUAGAGUUUAACAGCCUUCGCAUGAUGAACAACGCAGACGAUAAGCAGUUACGGCGAGCGGUUGCUUCGGCAUUCGGAAAGAGGAUUGCGAGCAGCACGGAAAGCGGCAAGUCGCCCAAGGAUGCUGUCGGUGAGCUCAUUCCACGUUACAGGAGCUUGAUUGAGGGCUAUGUGAAGUUGGAGUCCGAACAGGCAGAGUUCAUGCUGUAUGUGCAGACGGAUUUGGCGCAACGGCCGCAGGGAGAGAAGCUUUUGUUGUUCUUGUCGAACGCCUUGGCUCACAAUGAUAUCGUGGAGGCGGAGGGGUUCGAGGCCUGGUGGAAUGAUCCGAGGAGUACGGCGUCGGAGAAGCUGCAGGCUGUGCGGAAGGAAACGCAGCCUUUGAUUGAUGUAUUGUGUGGGGAUGAUGACGAGGAGAGUGAUGAAGAGGAAUCCGACGAGGACUGA
Ramularia collo-cygni is the source of this 2103-nucleotide messenger RNA. RefSeq names its product related to translation initiation factor 2B, epsilon subunit (eIF-2Bepsilon/GCD6). The record is from RefSeq and is a predicted model, not a curated record. The transcript is spliced from 2 exons. NCBI's taxonomy places the organism in Eukaryota, Fungi, Ascomycota, Dothideomycetes, Mycosphaerellales, Mycosphaerellaceae. Gene Ontology annotation, molecular function: transferase activity; guanyl-nucleotide exchange factor activity; translation initiation factor activity. Gene Ontology annotation, biological process: biosynthetic process. The coding region runs from base 1 to 2103 and encodes 700 amino acids. Gene Ontology annotation, cellular component: eukaryotic translation initiation factor 2B complex.